Acanthisitta chloris (rifleman) is the source of this 795-nucleotide messenger RNA. It is a transcript of the gene WDR4, whose product is annotated as WD repeat domain 4. NCBI's taxonomy places the organism in Eukaryota, Metazoa, Chordata, Aves, Passeriformes, Acanthisittidae. The transcript is spliced from 6 exons. Gene Ontology annotation, biological process: RNA (guanine-N7)-methylation. The record is from RefSeq and is a predicted model, not a curated record. The annotation marks the transcript as partial. Gene Ontology annotation, cellular component: tRNA methyltransferase complex; cytosol; nucleus. Gene Ontology annotation, molecular function: protein binding; tRNA (guanine(46)-N7)-methyltransferase activity.
GUUUGUAAGCAAAAUACUGGUCAUACCCAACUAUCCUGAUCUGCUGUUGUCAGCUUCUGGGGACUCGACUCUGAGACUUUGGCAGUAUAAAAGUGGAGAAGAAGUGUACUGCUGUCAGCUAAGUAGCAUCUGUGGGCCUGAGGCCACCAAAACUGACCAGAAAUACACCGUGUCAAGUAUAACCUACUCCUGUCAAGGUGGUUAUGUUGCUAUCCUGUGUGACUGUAUUCCCACAGUCUACAUCUUUCAGCUUGAUGCCACUGCCCAGCAGCUCAUUUACAAACAGCAGAUCUCUUUGAAACAUAAAGGUUGGGACAUUGCAUUUGAGGAAACAGGAGAUCUAUGGGUUUUGGAGGAAGACAAGGAAGCUCCUCUUCAAUUGUACAGAGCAUGUGAUGGACAGUGGAAGGCUGUAACUGAUGACAAAGGAUUACAGAAGAUGUCAAAAUACAUUCAGGACAAUUGGACAGUGUUUGAAGGUUUUGUUGGUGCAGAGAGUUACUACAACAAUCUCUACAAGGCCUCGUUUGAUAACAUGGAUGACUACCUUCAGAAGAAGGAGGAAAGGUUACAGCAGCAGAAGAAGAAAAGGCAAAAUCUACAAUGUGGUUCCAAUGGGCAGACAAAAAAAAAGAUGAAGACUGAAGAGUCAUAGCUAUGACUGUAUUUAGCCUGUAACUUUUGCCUUCAUGAAAGGAGGUGACCCAACUGCAGACUGUUUUCAAAUGUGAAAUGAAUUAUGCAAGAAGACUAGUUUACAUGCAGCUUUUCAGGUGGGCAGAUAGGACAGUAUCC